Molecule: messenger RNA, 2225 nt
Organism: Paramecium sonneborni
Lineage: Eukaryota; Ciliophora; Oligohymenophorea; Peniculida; Parameciidae
Source: the annotation of a GenBank genome assembly
AUGAUUCUUAAACAAUGUAGUUCAAGAGAAGGAUUUGAUUCCUCAAAUGAUAUUGAUCAAUAUGAUUUAGAACAAUACAAAUAAAAAUCUAAAACUUUCUAAUAUGAUGAAGAAUGCAAUCAAACUUUUGAAAAAAAACCCAUGAUUUAAGAGUCCAUUAAAUAAUGUAGGAUUUUAAACUUAGAUGUUCCCAAAGUCCUUAUAAACAAUAAAACUAUUUAUUUAAGCUAGCCAUUAUACAACACUAAACAAAUUCAUAUGCUAAUAUAAAAUAAUGAGGAACGAUAGGAAUUUGAAAUUUAAACACCUAUAAUAAACAGACCUUUUGUUGGGAUGAUAAAAUCAGGUUUAAAAUUUGAUUCUAACUUUGAAUCUGGAAAUCUCGAUCGAGUAGAUUACGUAAUUAAUUCAAUAAUUAUCUCAGAUUUCAAACGAUGAAUAUAAUUUAUAUAUGAGAAUAGAUACCAAUUCCAUUGGUCAUAGCAAUUGGUUUUAUUUUAAAAUAACCUAAAAUGAAUAAAGAAAAAUAAAAUUUAACAUAUGCAAUUUCACAAAACCUUAAAGCUUAUACACCAAAGGUAUGAAACCAUAUGUUUUAUCAAAAAAGAGCAAAAACAAAUAUUUUAGUCAACAAGGAGAUAACAUUAAAUAUUAAUAAUAAGGCUAAUACUUCAUUCUCUCAUUUACAUAUUUUUUUGAAUAUGAAAAUGAUGAAGUUUCUUUUGCAACCUUGCCACCUUAUACUUACACAUAAUUGAUAAAUAAGAUAAAAAAAUGGAGCAAAUAAUCGAAAUAAUAUUUUUCAAAAUUAAAAAUAGCAAAUACUUUAUCUGGGUUAGUAUUGCCAUUGAUAGUAAUAACAGAUAAAUCAAUAGAUAAAAAUAAAAAGAUAAUAAUUUUGACUGCAAGAGUACACCCUUCUGAAACUUGCAGUUCAUAUAUGAUUCAAGGUUUCAUUUCAUUUUUAUUAGGAGAAUCUUUCAUGGCAUAAUAUCUAAGAAAGAAGUAUAUCAUUUAAUUAUGAAUUAAUAGCAUAAUAUUUAAAAUAAUUCCAAUGUUGAAUCCAGAUGGAGUGGUAGUAGGAAAUUAUCGAAAUGGUUUGAGCGGAGUGGAUCUAAAUAGAUAAUUUUAAGAGACGGAUUUGACAUUAUUACCAGAAGUUAAAGCUUUGAAAUGUUUGAUAGAAGAUAAUCAAUAUAAAUUGAUUGGUUAUUUUGAUUUUCAUGGCCAUUAGGUGAGAAAGAAUAUUUUUUUAUAUGGUCCAGCAAUAAAUGGUGAAACAAGGAUAGUUCCUUUAAUUUUAUAAUAAAGAUUAGAUUCAUUUAGAUUUAAAUCAUGUGAAUUUGGGAUACCAAAAUUUAAGAUGGGAACUGCAAGAGCUUAUGCUAAUUAAUAUAUUGAAUCAAUAUGUUAUACAAUAGAAGCAUCUUUUUGUGGUUAUUAGAAAGGGAAGAAUUUUAGAUUCAUAAGUAGUGAUUGGAUUGAAAGUGGAUUAUGUAUAGGUGAAACAUUAUUCCUGUAUUUGAAUAUGAAGCAGCAACAUUAAAAAUAAUUAAGUAAAACAUUGGAUAUGAAACAUAGAAUAAAAUUAAUUGUUAAAAACAAUAAAUGAAAUGUCUUUGAAGGUAGAAUAAACAGAAGUAAAGCAUGAUUCAGAUGAUGAAAUAAAUAGUUAAUCAGAUGCAGAAAUAUUUGAAGACUAUGAUAGAGAGAAAUUAGAUCAACUUUAGAAUUAGAUGAAAAAGGAGCUAAGUGGUUAGAAUCUAUUAGAAUAGGAGGCUAAAAUACUCAAAAAUAUGAAAGUACAAAGUGUUUCAAGAAAGAUAAAGGCUACACCUUUAUAUUUAUUAUCAAAAAAGUAGUUAAUGUAAUUAAUUAGAGAUUAGCAACGUCCAUCAUUGUAUCCUGAUCUAAGUAUACAAAAUUGGGAAUUUCGAUCAAAGAAUGGAAACAGUACAGAGAGUAAGAAUCUAAUUUAGAAAAGAGGAAAAACAAAUAGCAAGUUGUUGCAAUCAUUUAGAUUUGAAAAUAGAAAGAGAGCUAGUUCAAAUUAAGAUGGAUCUCCAUUUAAUUAAACGAUCUAACAAAUCAUUAUCACAUAAAUAAUUCCAAAAAAGACAAUAUAUAAUUUUCCAAUUUUAGAGAAUAUGCAAUAAAGUGUAGGAGCACCUCUCCCAUUUAUUAGAAAACUAUUAAAAGGAAAUAACAAAAAACUGUCAGGAUGA